AUGUCGAUGGAGGAGAUUAGUAGCUGUGAGAGCUUUCUCACAAGCUCUAAACCCUACUUCGCCAUGAUAUCUCUCCAGUUUGGCUACGCCGGCAUGAAUAUAAUUACCAAAAUAUCCCUCAACACCGGUAUGAGCCACUAUGUCCUUGUCGUCUACCGCCAUGCAAUUGCCACCGCCGUUAUUGCACCCUUUGCUUUCUUCUUCGAAAGGAAGGCUCAGCCGAAAAUAACGUUCUCCAUUUUCAUGCAACUAUUCAUUCUCGGCCUUCUUGGGCCAGUGAUCGAUCAAAACUUCUACUACAUGGGGCUGAAAUAUACGUCCCCAACGUUCUCAUGCGCCAUGAGUAACAUGCUUCCGGCCAUGACCUUUAUCUUGGCUGUACUAUUCCGGAUGGAGAUGUUGGACCUGAAGAAACUGUGGUGUCAGGCGAAAAUAGCCGGAACGGUAGUGACAGUGGCGGGAGCGAUGCUAAUGACAAUUUACAAAGGACCCAUCGUUGAGCUAUUUUGGACCAAAUAUAUGCAUAUUCAAGACUCUUCACAUGCUAAUACGACGUCGUCUAAGAACUCAUCAAGUGAUAAGGAAUUCCUCAAAGGCUCCAUCCUCCUAAUCUUUGCAACACUCGCUUGGGCCUCCCUCUUUGUUCUACAGGCAAAGAUACUAAAGACGUACGCGAAGCAUCAGCUUUCUCUAACAACACUAAUUUGCUUCAUCGGAACACUACAAGCAGUUGCUGUGACGUUUGUGAUGGAACACAACCCCUCUGCUUGGAGAAUUGGCUGGGACAUGAACCUCCUUGCCGCCGCUUACUCUGGGAUUGUGGCAUCAAGUAUCUCAUACUAUGUGCAAGGGAUAGUGAUGAAGAAAAGAGGACCUGUGUUUGCUACUGCCUUUAGUCCUUUGAUGAUGGUUAUUGUUGCUGUCAUGGGUUCUUUUGUCUUGGCAGAAAAAAUCUUCCUUGGAGGGGUGAUUGGUGCGGUACUGAUUGUAAUUGGACUGUAUGCUGUCUUAUGGGGAAAGCAAAAGGAGAAUCAAGUGACUAUAUGUGAACUAGCCAAGAUUGACUCAAAUAGUAAAGUAACUGAAGAUGUGGAAGCUAAUGGAUCUAAAAUGAAAAUCUCGGAAGGGGAUAACUCUAUGCUCUCUACGAUUGUAAUCAGCGUACCACUGUCGGAAACACAUUUGAAAAAGACUAUCCAAGAGCCAUGAAGAUUGUAUGGCACUACAUAUGAAAAAUAAAACUAAAGGCUGUUUUGGUCGAAUCAGUAUUUUUGUCUUAUAAUUUUGACCUCAGUAAGAGAAAGAGCUCCAACUAUUUUUUUUCUUUUGUAAACAAAGAGCUCCAACUUACGGCUUC
Molecule: messenger RNA, 1357 nt
Organism: Arabidopsis thaliana (thale cress)
Lineage: Eukaryota; Viridiplantae; Streptophyta; Magnoliopsida; Brassicales; Brassicaceae
Gene: UMAMIT9
Product: nodulin MtN21 /EamA-like transporter family protein
Exons: 7
Coding region: 1-1209 (402 amino acids)
Biological process (GO): transmembrane transport
Cellular component (GO): membrane
Molecular function (GO): transmembrane transporter activity
Source: RefSeq, marked reviewed